Messenger RNA from Eubalaena glacialis (North Atlantic right whale), 3394 nucleotides. RefSeq names its product TEA domain transcription factor 3 (gene TEAD3). The coding region runs from base 1 to 2058 and encodes 685 amino acids. The record is from RefSeq and is a predicted model, not a curated record. Gene Ontology annotation, biological process: embryonic organ development; hippo signaling; regulation of transcription by RNA polymerase II. Lineage: Eukaryota; Metazoa; Chordata; Mammalia; Artiodactyla; Balaenidae. The transcript is spliced from 16 exons. Gene Ontology annotation, molecular function: RNA polymerase II cis-regulatory region sequence-specific DNA binding; DNA-binding transcription factor activity, RNA polymerase II-specific. Gene Ontology annotation, cellular component: transcription regulator complex.
AUGAAGAACAUCUGGAGUUGGAGCCGCACAUCUGGUCGCGGAGCUAGCCUGCGCCGCUUCACCAACACCACCCCCGCCCGGCGCCCCUGUCACUUCCUGUCCAGGAGCAGUAGCCCCGGGCGCUCCCGCGUCCCCUCCCACGCGCCCAUCGUGGGUCCUACCGAAACUCGGCUGGCUCGCGGUGUCGAGACGCCCCCCGCGGGGGCCCCGGGGAGCCGGGCCGAGAGGGAGGGCCCCGGAGUGACGCGGCACCCGGGCCCCUGCACCGACGGGAGUCCUGCCCCCGAGGUGGGAGCUCCGCCCUCGGCCCCGCCCAGGCCGGAGCCCCAAAUUCCGGCGGGGGACUGGGGAGAGGCCGGGGGCCGCCUGGGGUCCCGAAGCGUCAGGGUGGGCAGCCCAAGCGCGGUCGGGGGCGGCCCCGCGCGGCCCCGCCCCUCCAGGCCGGUGCCCGCCCCCCUGCGCGCCCCGCCCCCUCCUUCCCCGCAGCCCCCACCCCCAGUCCCGGCUCCUCAACACAAACUUUCCGUCCCGCUCGCUCCCUCCUCCGCGCCCGGCGCCUCCCGCUCCAGCCCGGCUCAUUCCGCACAUUCCGGUCAGCCCCCUCCCCACGACCCCCCUUCCCCGGCCCCCCUCUUCGCUCCCUCGGGCCCGGCGGAGCCGCCCGGCCGGAGCGCCCCCGCGAGAUCGGACCAGGCUCAGGCUGCCCAGUGGGCUCAGGCCCAGAGCCCAGAGCCCAGAGCAACCAGCACAAUAGCGUCCAACAGCUGGAAUGCCAGCAACAGCCCCGGGGAGGCCCGGGAGGAUGGGCCCGAGGGCCUGGACAAGGGGCUGGACAACGAUGCGGAGGGUGUGUGGAGCCCGGACAUCGAGCAGAGCUUCCAGGAGGCCCUGGCCAUCUACCCACCCUGCGGCCGUCGCAAGAUCAUCCUGUCGGAUGAGGGCAAGAUGUACGGCCGAAAUGAGUUGAUCGCACGGUAUAUUAAAUUGAGGACGGGAAAGACUCGGACAAGAAAACAGGUGUCCAGCCACAUACAGGUUCUAGCUCGGAAGAAGGUGCGGGAGUACCAGGUUGGCAUCAAGGCCAUGAACCUGGACCAGGUCUCCAAGGACAAAGCCCUCCAGAGCAUGGCGUCCAUGUCCUCUGCCCAGAUUGUCUCAGCCAGCGUCCUACAGAACAAGUUCAGCCCACCCUCCCCUCUGCCCCAGGCCGUCUUCUCCACUUCCUCUCGGUUCUGGAGCAGCCCCCCUCUCCUGGGACAGCAGCCUGGACCCUCUCAGGACAUCAAGCCCUUUGCACAGCCAGCCUACCCCGUCCAGCCACCCCUGCCGCCGACGCUCAGCAGUUAUGAGCCCCUGGCCCCGCUCCCCUCAGCUGCUGCCUCUGUGCCCGUGUGGCAGGACCGCACCAUCGCCUCCUCCCGGCUGCGGCUCCUCGAAUAUUCCGCCUUCAUGGAGGUGCAGCGCGACCCUGACACGUACAGCAAACACCUGUUUGUGCACAUCGGCCAGACGAACCCCGCCUUCUCAGACCCGCCCCUGGAGGCGGUGGAUGUGCGUCAGAUCUACGACAAAUUUCCCGAGAAGAAGGGUGGCCUGAAGGAGCUCUAUGAGAAGGGGCCCCCUAACGCCUUCUUCCUCGUCAAGUUCUGGGCCGACCUCAACAGCACCAUCCAGGAGGGCCCGGGCGCCUUCUAUGGGGUCAGCUCCCAGUACAGCUCGGCCGACAGCAUGACUAUCAGCGUCUCCACCAAGGUGUGCUCCUUUGGCAAGCAGGUGGUGGAGAAGGUGGAGACCGAGUAUGCCAGGCUGGAGAAUGGGCGCUUCGUGUACCGCAUCCACCGCUCGCCCAUGUGCGAGUACAUGAUCAACUUCAUCCACAAGCUCAAGCACCUGCCCGAAAAGUAUAUGAUGAACAGCGUCCUGGAGAACUUCACCAUCCUGCAGGUGGUCACGAGCCGGGACUCCCAGGAGACCUUGCUCGUCAUUGCUUUCGUCUUUGAAGUCUCCACCAGCGAGCACGGGGCUCAGCACCACGUCUACAAACUUGUCAAAGACUAGGGAGCCCUCCGCCCCCACCACCACAAUCCAGGACGAGCAUCUUCUCCACACACCUGCCUGGCACCCCUAGGGGUCCAGGACUGAGGACUCAUCCACCCGCCAGGCCUCAGGCCCAGGACCCAGGAGGCCUCCCCAUCUAUCCUGCACACACACUCCCUGCCACUGUUCUGCGCUUUAACUGAGCGAGAAGAGAGGAGGGCUCAGCGGCGGUGACGCGGACCACCGUACCCAGCUCUGCCCAGCCUCGAAAGACUGGGAGGACACCUUCGAGCUCAGGCACGCGUGGCCGCUGGCCCCUCAGGGGACUGUGACGGGCGGGUGAGGGCAGAAUGGAGACCAAGGGAACCGGAGUGCGGAGGCCCCAGAAGGGGAGUGUCGAGUUGGGGUCAAGUUGAGAAGAAGAGAGAGGAGCCCACACUUUCUGUGCGCCUGCUGUGUGCCAGGCCUCGUGCAGGCCCCCAAGUGCCUUGUGCCAUCCUCAGACCCUGCAGGGCAAGCGUGGGACUCGGUAUCUCAGUGGAGGGACCCGUGGGAGGGGUGGGCGGAGUUGGAGUACUGCCUGUCUCCUAGAGCCCAGGUUUAUGCUACCUCCCUGGAGUGGGGGCGGGUCUUCACUGAGGGGCCAGCCGGCUGGAUUGGGGGACCGAACAGACCACCUCCUUCCAGAGCACGGGGGGCUCCUGUGCGGCCCUCAGAGCUGCCUGACCCGGGUCCGGUCCCGAGCCACCCAGCAGCCUCCCGAUGGGCGAAGGCUUCCAGGGGCAGGCCCGGGCCUGAAGCAGGCUGGAGGGUCAGGUGGGAGGACGGAGUCCCAGCCCCUGGGCAGGCCACUGGCCCAGGGACAAGGGGUAGCGGAAGAGUUUGGCAUUUUCUCUUGCCUAAGACUUGCGUCUGGUGGUGAACCCUCGGGGGGCACCUGUCCCUUCUGUCUUCCCCACGUCAGUCUCUGGCCUGGAGCAGCUCCCCACACCCAGUCCUGGGACUGAAGGUUAACCCUUCCCGGGCAGCCCCUUGUCAACACCCAGGCUCCUCCGCCCCCAGCCCCGUCCUCCCGCUGCCUGUGGGUAUUUAUGAGUUUCGUAUGAAGUACUGUGCCCCUUCCUCCCCGCACCCGGCCGCCCCUGAGCUUCCUGAAGGUCCUCACAGUUUGCAUAUCGCUCAGGCCACCUCCAAACCCAACCUAGGUUUUAUAAUGUAUAUUAUAUAUUUGUUGUGUAUUUUUUAAAUCCAGCUGUGAUGGGUUAUAUCAUAAAUGUGGCGCAAGGCUGGCGCAGGGGCCCUCAAGGCCCAGCUCCUGCUUAAAAAAAAAAAAUUAAAGUUAUUUGUUUGUGGGUUA